Molecule: messenger RNA, 1914 nt
Organism: Wallemia mellicola CBS 633.66
Lineage: Eukaryota; Fungi; Basidiomycota; Wallemiomycetes; Wallemiales; Wallemiaceae
Exons: 5
Coding region: 15-1874 (619 amino acids)
Biological process (GO): synaptonemal complex assembly; mitotic sister chromatid cohesion; replication-born double-strand break repair via sister chromatid exchange
Cellular component (GO): synaptonemal complex; cohesin complex
Molecular function (GO): chromatin binding; protein binding
Source: RefSeq, a predicted model, not a curated record
CGUUGAAGUAAAUUAUGUUUUAUUCCGAUGUUAUCCUCUCAAAGAGAGGUCCUCUUGCUCGUAUUUGGAUUGCUGCACAUAUAGAAAAGAAACUAUCAAAGAAGGAAGCGAUAAACACAGAUAUUGGUGAAUCAGUUGAUGUUAUUCUCAACCCGGAAGCUGUAGAACCUAUGGCACUCAGAAUGUCUGGACAAUUAUUGCUCGGUAUCACGCGUAUUCACUCUCGUAAAGCAAAAUAUUUACUCGAGGACGUAAAUGACGCGCUCACAAGUCUUCGUAAAGCCUUCAUUCCAGGUAUCGGCACAAUCGACUUAUCCGAACAACAGUUGCUUGCACCAGAGAAUGCUAUCACUUUAGAAGAGGGACCCGCUAUUGAAGAUGGCGGUCUCGAUUUAGAACAAUUUCAAGCACCAAUUUCAUUCUCACUUGAUCCACUUUUUGAUAUCAACAAUAUGAAUAUGUCUGUAUCAGGUAUCAGCUCAGGCGAUUUCAUGGGUGACUUGUCUAUUGAAGCUGGUAGACGUGAAGGUAGCGUAGCUCGCUCGGACAGAUUCUCUAUUCUUGGUUCAGAGUUUAAUGAACAAGGUAGAGCGGAUAAAGGUAGACAAAGUGGUGCUACUGCAGGCGCAGUUGAUGAUUGGGGUAUGCCAAUUGAUGCUGGUAGAGAUGAUUUCGGUGAUUUUGGUAUGGAUGAUGUUCCCCCUGCUGGCAGACAAGCUGAUAACAUGGAAAUGGACUUGGGAGGUGCUUUCGAUGGUGGACUCGAUUUAGGUUUCAACUUAGAUGAGCCACUUGUACCUGCCGCGCCAUCUAUUGGACGCGAAUCUUCACCGCUCUCUAGUGCACCUCCAGCUGAUUCUCAAAUGGAUAUGGAUGACUCCACUCGCAAUGCCGUGGAGCAAGAAGCUCAAAGACAAGCAAAGAGAGGUGGUGGUAGAAAGAGACAUAUCGUUGACUCCCGCAUAGAAUUGGGUCGUAGGGGUGCUUCACAAAGCCAACAACGAGCAGAAGAAGAUAUCUCAAAGAUAUUGCAAGAUGAAACAUACUUGCAACCAUCCCGUGCUUAUCAAGAGCGUUUGGAUAUUCUUCAAGACCCUUUGAAUCACUUUAUCAAUGUGAAUGCAAGUCAAGGCAAACAAAUGAUUAGAGUUGCACCACCAAAUAUUUUGAAUGAGACACUCAACUCACUUUAUGAUGUUCCAGUAGGUUGUUUGAGAAAACAAAGAGAUGAGGAUGAAGAUGGACCAUCUAAGCGCUUAAGAGAGGAUGCGGAAACUGGUAGACAUGAAUCGAUCCCAUUUGAUGAUGACGGCUGGAACCUUGCAGGAAUAGAUGUUGGACCUGCAGAUACGAGUGCAUGGGAAGGUGGUGAUCAAAACGAGGAUACUUUCCAAUUAGAUGACGGCCAGGGAGUAUUCGAUAAAGAUGUUAUGAAUGAACCCUUGAUGAAUGACGAAUGGGCUAGUCUUCCAACCGGUUCUGUUAGCGGACGUAGCGAGAGUAGAGCGCCAUCUAGGAUGUCUACUCCAAGCUUAGAUACGCCUUCUGCCUCGCAAUACGAAGCUAAGGAAGGUGAAGCACCUAUUGCAAUGUUCGGAAGAAAGCAAACCAAGCAAGAUGCUAAACAGUUAACAAAGGAUGGUUAUUCUAGGACUACCGUGAAAGCUAAAGAAUUUUUAAAAGCUAGAUUAACAGAUAAUCAACCCGAAUCCCAUGUUAGUUUCAAUGAGAUUUCCAACAAAGCUAAUAAAAGAGCAGCAUCUUCAUUCUUUUUCGAGAUGCUUGUUUUGGGAACACGUCAACAAGUUAAUCUCAACCAAGAAAGCCCAUUCUCUGAUAUCAAAAUUGGAGCCAAAGACAAGUUAUUAGUAUAAUGUCUCAGAUUGUAAAGAGUUUCUUCUGUAUUGUAAAUUU